Syngnathus typhle (broad-nosed pipefish) is the source of this 426-nucleotide messenger RNA. It is a transcript of the gene c21h18orf32, whose product is annotated as UPF0729 protein C18orf32 homolog. The coding region runs from base 1 to 234 and encodes 77 amino acids. The transcript is spliced from 2 exons. The record is from RefSeq and is a predicted model, not a curated record. Gene Ontology annotation, biological process: positive regulation of canonical NF-kappaB signal transduction. NCBI's taxonomy places the organism in Eukaryota, Metazoa, Chordata, Actinopteri, Syngnathiformes, Syngnathidae.
AUGGUGUGCAUUCCCUGCAUUGUUAUCCCUGUUCUGUUGUGGGUUUACAAGAGGUUCCUUGAGCCCAUCCUCUAUCCUUUCAUCUCGCCCAUCAUCAAUACAUUCUGGACUAAGAAAGCAGUGCAAGAGUCUGGCUCAAAAGAGAAGUGCAACGGGACAUCCAAGGAGCCUGAGCACAAUGGCGAGGUUACUGCCAAUGGAUCCACUGUGGCGAGCGAUAAGAAGACGGAUUGAUCCUUCUAAUUAGUGGUCACCACAUAAAACUUAAUUGUAAAUAUUUUUAGAUGUUGCAUUCAUAAUUUUUCAGAUGACAGUUUAUUAUUCAGUUUUGUCAACAUAUUGUUAAAUAUUUCAGCAAUUAACAUUUUUUAUCCACUUCAAAUGUGAUGUUAAAUUUAUUAAGGAAAUAAAUCAUGUAUAUUAAAA